GGGCGGGCGGCCAUGGCGGCGGGCGGCGGGGAGGAUCAGCGGCGGCUCUCGGCGCUCUCUGUGUACCGCCGGGCAGCGGGGACCGGCCGGCUGCUGGAGCGGCAGCGCCGGGAGACUCCGCUGCCCGCGGGACGCAAAAGGGCUAAAACGCGGCCGAGGCGCCGCGGGGCGGGAAGCGGGGGACCAAAGGCGGAGGCUCUGCCGCCGACCGCCCUUCCAAGCCGCGUGGAGAGGGACAAGGCGCAGCCGAAGGGCGGCGAGGCGAGAAUCGGAGGUUCGGAGCCGGGGACUCCGCCGCAGACACCGCCGCAGACACCGCCGAUCGCCGCAGACACCGCCGGCCUCGUGGAGCCGGGCAAGGAGCCGACCGGCGGCCCACAAGCGAAGCGGCAGCGCGGCCCCGCGUCCGGCCCCGCGUCCGGCCCCGCCGGUCCUCGGCCGGCAAGUGAGGGCGGUAGCGGCGUAGUGAGGCUGCUGGAGCGGCUGGGGCGGCUGGAGGACAGCCGGCAGCGAGCGGCAGAGUUGUUCCGAUGGCUGAUGGCGCCGGUGGCACCGGGAGAGUUCGUGGGGCGGCACUGGGAACGGGCGCCGCUGCUCGUUCGGCGGGGCGACCCCAGCUACUACGCGGGUCUCUUCUCCACCGCCGACUUCGACUCCGCCCUGCGGAGCGGCGAGGUCCACUUCGGGACCCACCUGGACGUGACCAGCUACGCCGAAGGGGUGCGGGAGACGCACAACCCAUCGGGCCGGGCGCUGCCCGCCGUCGUCUGGGACUUCUACCAGAACGGAUGCUCCCUGCGGCUCCUCAGCCCCCAGACCUUCUCCCACACCGUCUGGCACUUCCUCUCUAUGCUGCAGGAGCACUUCGGCAGCAUGGUAGGGGCCAACACGUACCUCACGCCACCGGGAACGCAGGGUUUUGCCCCGCACUACGAUGACAUCGAGGCUUUCGUGCUGCAACUGGAGGGGAAGAAGCACUGGCGUGUCUACAGCCCACGGAGGGAUGCUGAGGUGUUGCCCCAGUUCUCCAGCCCAAACCUCACUCAGGCAGAGCUUGGUGAGCCCAUGCUAGAGACGGUGCUGGAGGCCGGGGACCUGCUGUACUUCCCCCGUGGCUUUAUCCACCAGGGCAACUGUCUCCCUGAUGCACACUCACUCCACAUCACGGUGUCCUCCUAUCAGAGGAACUCAUGGGGAGACUUUCUGGAGAAGCUCCUCCCAGCUGCCCUGCAUAUGGCCUUGGAAGAGGAUGUGGAGUAUCGGCGAGGGCUUCCCAUGGACUACCUGAGGUACAUGGGGGUUGCCAACUCAGAUGCAGCUGACACUCGCCGUGCGGCCUUUGUGGAGAAGGUGCAGAGCCUCAUAAAGAAGCUCAUCGACUAUGCACCCAUUGAUGCUGCUGUGGAUCAGAGAGCCAAGUCAUUUCUUCACGACUGUCUUCCCCCGGUGCUAACGCCAAGUGAAAAGGCACGGAGUGUGUAUGGCUUCCCAGCUCGGUGGCAGGAUGGAGGCCCCUGCCAUGUUGAUAUCGUGAUAACAAAAGACACAGAGGUCCGUCUCCUCCGCCAUGGCAUCGCUAGGUUGUGUAAUGAAGAAGGAGGUGUGAUGCUGUAUUACACAACAGAAAACUCAAGAGAGUAUCACAAGGAAGAACCCAAGUUCCUUGAGAUAGAUCCCGAGUUUACAGAUAGCAUUGAAUUUCUCCUGUCUUCCUAUCCAAACCACGUCAGUGUAGAUACCCUUCCAUGUGAAACCUCAGAGGACAAGAUUUCUCUAGCCACUCUCCUGUUUGAGAAGGGCAUUCUGACUACAAAGAAGCCUCUCUUGCAAGUGUAACCCUUUAUUUUUUAACAAAAUAAACAUACGUUUGUUUAGAGAG
Molecule: messenger RNA, 1879 nt
Organism: Calypte anna (Anna's hummingbird)
Lineage: Eukaryota; Metazoa; Chordata; Aves; Apodiformes; Trochilidae
Gene: RIOX1
Product: ribosomal oxygenase 1
Exons: 1
Coding region: 13-1836 (607 amino acids)
Cellular component (GO): nucleolus
Molecular function (GO): histone H3K36 demethylase activity; histone H3K4 demethylase activity
Source: RefSeq, a predicted model, not a curated record